Messenger RNA from Quercus robur (English oak), 682 nucleotides. RefSeq names its product GSH-induced LITAF domain protein. Lineage: Eukaryota; Viridiplantae; Streptophyta; Magnoliopsida; Fagales; Fagaceae. The record is from RefSeq and is a predicted model, not a curated record. Gene Ontology annotation, molecular function: zinc ion binding. The coding region runs from base 76 to 483 and encodes 135 amino acids. The transcript is spliced from 3 exons.
UACAAGAGAGACAAAUUGUGGAUUAGAAUUUUGAUUCGACGAUCACAAAAGAAAAGAAAGAAAGAAGUGAAAAAAAUGUCGAAGGUAAACGAAGGGGUGGUGAUGGGAGUUCCGUACUAUAUCGGACAGAAUCCAUACCAAGCCGGAGCGCCUCCACCAAACGCCGUCUAUGGAGAUCCCAAGGGUAUUCCGAUUCAGCAGACUAUUUACCGCGACACCCCCGCUCCUUUCAACUGCGUUUACUGCGGUAGUUCUGGACUUACUAACAUCAGAUCGAAGCCAAGUUUAGCAGCUGUUGUCGGUUGCAUGAUGCCAAUGAUGCUUGGAAUUUGCUUUCUUUGUCCUUCAAUGGACUGCCUCUGGCAUAAAUAUCACUACUGCCCUAGCUGCAAUGAAAUGGUUGCGAAUUUUGAGAAGUCGGAUGCCUGUGCAGUGGUGGAUCCACCACAGUGGACACAGGAAAGCUUUGCAUUGCCUGCGUGAUAUUAUAACUCUGUUAUUCAGAUUGUGACUGCAGUUGUUAUUUGUUUGUAUUUGCUUUCUUGUCUGCUUGUUGUCAUCUUGUUUCCCUUAACAAUGAAGUCCUAAAGUACGGUUCUUGGUACAUAAUUUCAAAAAAUGUUACAAAGAUAACAGUGAUCUUUGUGACUCAUAUAUGAUACAGCUAGUUAUACUUCCUGAA